This is a messenger RNA of Homo sapiens (human), 21743 nucleotides long. It is a transcript of the gene JMJD1C, whose product is annotated as jumonji domain containing 1C. Gene Ontology annotation, cellular component: nucleus. Gene Ontology annotation, biological process: chromatin remodeling. Gene Ontology annotation, molecular function: protein demethylase activity; histone H3K9 demethylase activity. The record is from RefSeq and is a predicted model, not a curated record. Bases 13847 to 20923 code for a protein of 2358 amino acids. The transcript has 27 exons. Lineage: Eukaryota; Metazoa; Chordata; Mammalia; Primates; Hominidae.
AUGGAGGAUUUGUAUUUCUUUCAUCCAGGUGCCUGGUGAUAGGGAUUGUCUGAUUAACUAUCCUUUUCUUAGUGUGAUUUGAGAUUUUCUAAGCCACCUUGAUUACUCAAAGCUGGACUGCAGACCAUAAAGGAACUGACUUAAUUCUGGGUUACUUUUGCUCCCAGGAUAUAGCCUUUCUGAAUUCUAACUCAAUCAGGGUCUUUACCUUUGUUGGAACCCUAGAUUUGGACUUUUUUAGAUCUAUUCUGUAGAAGCCACCAAGUCUAUUUCUUGGCCUUUCAACCCCAGGACAAAAGUAGCUGACAGUGCUUUGCUUAUUUCUCUCCCUGGGUUUCUCACCUUUUCAGGUCUUGGCUCAGUAGUUCUUGUCUGUUUUAUUAGUACAUGGCUUAAAACCCCCAAACUUAAAGUAUAUCUUAUCUAUAUAUAUAUUUUUUUUCGAGACAGAGUCUUGCUCUGUCGCCCAGGCUGGAGUGCAAUGGUGUGAUCUUGGCUUACUGCAACCUCCGCCUCCUGGGUUCAAGCCAUUCUCCUGCCUCAGACUCUCGAGUAGCUGGAAUUACAGGCGCCUGCCACCAUGCCCAGCUAAUUUUUGUAUUUUUUAGUAGAGAUGAGGUUUCACCAUGUUGGUCAGGCUGGUCUCGAACUCCUGACCUCAGGUGAUUGACCCUCCUCGGCCUCCCAAAGUACUAGGAUUACAGACAGGAGUCACUGUGUCUGGUCCUUAUCUAGAUUUUUUUUUUUUUUUUUGAGAUGGAGUCUCACUCUGUUGCCCAGGUUGGAGUGCAGUGGUGUGAUCUUGGCUCACUGCCACCUCCGUCUCCUGGGUUCAGGCGAUUCUCCUGCCUCAGCCUUCUGAGUAGCUGGGGCUACAGGCGCGUGCCACCAUGCCUGGCUAAUUUUUGUAUUUUUGGUACAGACAGAGUUUCACUAUAUUGGCCAGGCUGGUCUCGAACUCCUGACCUCGUGAUCCCCUGCCUCGGCCUCCCAAAAUGCUGGGAUUACAGGCAUGAACCACCAUGCCAGGCCCCUUAUCUAGAUUUUUAAUGGUCAUGGGAAUGUUUGAUGCUGUUCUCAAAUAUACGGGAAGCAGAAACCCCCCCCACAUGAUAUUUUAAUUAUUUGUUUAUAUGUCUGUCCUUUCAGUAGGGUGGCCUUUUAAAUUUAUUUUUAGUAUUUCUCUGCUGUAAGCCUUUUAUUGUUUGUAACUCAGCACCUGAUAAUGUCUGAUACAUAAGUGCAUAGAAAAUAUUAACUGGUUUUGGCAUGGCUUUAAGAAAAAAUUGUGAAGGUAUCCUUUCCUUUGAGCCAUAAAGGAAAAUUGAGAUUAAAUCUAAUUGUUUUAUUUGUUGUACCUUCAGUACCAGACAUAAUAAAUUUGGAUGUUAGUGGCAGUGGAAAAUCAUGGGAUAAUUUCUGAAUAACCACUUAGUGCCUCUUAAAUGUGGUUAAAGGGAAGAUUAAUUUCAAAACUGUAUGCAGGAUAGAUGAGAUAUUUUGUCAGGAUGCAUUUUAUAAGUAUUCUAUAGUAUGGUAAUUUUUAAAGUGUGGUCCCCAGACCAGGUAGCAUUGGCAUUACUUGGGAUUUUGUUUGAAAUGCAAAUUAUCUGAUCCUGCCUCAGAUCUUCUGAAUGAGAAACUAUAGUAGUAUGGCUAAGCAGUUUGCUUUAAAAGCCCUCAAUUAGGUUCUGAUGCAUACCUAAAUUAUUGAGCUACUGCUGUAACACAAUAAAACAGAAUAUGAUUUUGAUUUAGGCCCCUUAAAAGCUAAAGGUUAUUUAUCUUUCUAUGAUGAGAAUAUUUUUGGAAAAUAUUUAAUGCAGUCUCAAUGUUGAUCUUUCUUUAGAAUUAAGUUUUAAGCCUCUAUAAAGUCAUUAGGUUUAUUAGAGCAAAAUUAUGACCUGAAAUAGUUGAGUUCGUUGAAAAAUAAAAACUUGUCUAUGUUACACAGGAAAAUGAUACCAGUCUAAUUGUUGACAAUAACUGGCUUAUUCCAGUUGCCUUGCAGUGUUCCUUAAGGGAGUGGAUUGUUUAGGACCUAACUUUCUUAAUACAAGUUUCAUUAGAAGUAAAUUCUCUAUUUUUUCAUUGUUUGGAAGGAAAUAUUUAACAUAUACAAUAUGAUGGAACUUCUGUAGAAUAUAGCAUAAUCACAGAGACAGUUGUAUCCAUCCAUUUCCUAGUCAGUUUCACCAUAUUUUUAAAUGAGGCACAAGAUUACUGUGUUAUCAAAAUGUUAACAUUAAGCUUUUUAACAAGUCUGUGUAGUCACUUGAUUUUUCAGAUUUUGCCCACUAAUUUUAUGAGGGCCAUUGGGCAAAGUGUUUUAAUCCAGAAUUUAAAAUUGUUCAUUUGUAAUUGGGCAGGCUUAUAAAAAGGGGCAUAUUUUAAAUCUUUAUCAUCACUUUAUAGCCAUAAUAUACAUACUAAAAGUUUGGUAGCAAUUUGAGUAUUUAACUACAUAGGGUGGUACUUUGAAGGAAAAAGCAUUUUAAGUUGAGCUUUAAUUUAAUUUCUGCUUUUAAAAACCCAAUAUAGUAGUACGUCAUCUAUGUAUGUACAUUGAGCAUGCUUCUUAACAUAUUUAACUUCCAAUUCUUUGAUAACCGGUUGCAUUCAAUUACUUGUUUAAAUAAUUGGGCAAGUUUCCUGAGUUGUAGGCUGUGAAAUAUUUUCAAGAUGGUUUGGGUAAAAAAUUUUUUCAAAGUAGGUGCCGUCAGUGACUUUGAUCACAGAGAAAUCAGUAUGAUCCUGUGACAAGUUUAGUUUUAACAAUGUAACUUCUUGUGUAAACUCAGUCACCUAGUAAUGUGAAUUAGUUGCAAAGUGAUUCUGUAUUCUUAGUGACCCACUGUUAGAUGUUUUCAGACUAGUAAAUGAUAAAUAUUUAUUGUUAAAAUCAUCCUUAAAAUUUUAUUUGAACAUGCAGCACUUUUUGCAGUGUGAAAUUGAAAAAUCAAUUGUUUAGUUUUUACCAAAGGAAAAUUAGAGUUUUGUAUACAUAUUUGAUGAAUACAGUAAACAGGUUAAAAUUUAGCAAAUAGAAUUUUGUAAGCAUUUUUAAAAUGUGUGAAUUCUGUGAUAAGGGGGUGGCUUUGCUACAAUUUAUUACAAAGCUAAGUUAUAUUUCAUUACUUAUGUAAAAUAGUGUUCUUUGUUUAGCUUCUUAAAGUGGUAGGAGAAUUGUAUAAUUCCAUUGAUUGGUUCCAUGCAGUGGAAAUCUGACCUUUAGCAGAUGUUUGAGAAAUUGCCAGCACAGCAUGAUCAGCCAAAAAGACAGUUUUCCCCUUGUUACUUGACAGGCCUUUCAUGCUUUAGUAACAUGCCAAAGAAAUGUUUAAAUUAUUUUUUUAUAAUAUCACAUGCUCUCUAAAAUAUUAAGAAUACAUUGAAAAACAUGCAUAAAAUGAGAUAGAUUUUUCCUGCAAUUACGGAUUGCAAUUCAGCUGACUUUUAAAUGUUUAUUAUUAAAAAAAAAAAACUAAGAUAAAUGCUGAUUGUUUUGUGAAUUAUGUGUUACUUUGAGAUUUAAAAUGUCUUCGGCUAUGUAGUUAAUUGUUAUUAGGGUUUGAUGUGUGUUAUUUUUUCCAUGAUCAUGUUUUCCAUGAUCAUGUAUAACAAUUUAAACACUGUUAUAAGUUUCUCUUAUUUUAGUGUUAUUUAAUCGCAAGUAUCGUCUUUGGUUGGCUUUUUUAUUUUUUAAUAGAGGCUUUUUGAUAGGGGUUAAAUGCAUCACAGAGAAGUUAUCCUAUCUGGAACUUCUCGCUAAGGGCAGGAUACUGCAUGAAUCCACUUUAAAGCCUCUUCUCUGAAGGACAGUAUUUCUUUAGAGAAUGAAAUGGGUUCAGCUGUGUAGUUGUGGGGGUUCAGCUGUGUAGUUGUGGGAGUUCAGCAAAAACACUGUAAGCUCUGUUUUCUUCAACUUCAUGGAUUGAGCGUACAGGAAGGGGAAGGAGUUGCCUUAAUGUUUAAGAAUGAAGUGAUGAAUUGAUAGUAUCAGCAGUUGCCAGACUGUAUCUUUUUCUGCAGGUGCUUAUUUUCUGUAGGGCAUUGCAGUUGUUUUUCAUUGUGUUAGGUUAUGAGACGAUUUUAAGGAAAAUUUAAGGAACAUGAUCUUACAUAGUUUCAUUUUACAGUUUUGUAACUGUUUUGUAUGUCUUAGGUUUAUAUACUGAAUUAGUUCUUCCAGAGGAUUAUGAUUGAAAGUUUUGGCUGUGUGUACCUAUCACCUUACAAAAAUAAAAAGAUUUUUUUAAAGGUCAUGUUCAGUAUCAGUAGUUCUAAGAAUAUGCUAAAUUAAAAUUUAAAAAUCAAACACCUAUAAUAAAGUUUUGCUGAAUCCACAUGAAUUGAACUAAUGGUUUGUAAUACCAGUUAUAUUACAAGUGAGAACUAGUUUCAUAUUUUGAUAUAUAAAAGCUUUGAAGGAAGCAUAAUUGAUAACUGUUUAUUAAUAUCACAUAAUAGUUAAUCUUUCAUAUUGGUACUUUCUGAUAAGGUUUUAUUAGAUGGAGAAGGGUUAUAUAAUUUAGUAAACUGGCAGCUUUUAAAUGAAUAAUGACACUAAAAUUUAAAGAUUUAAUCAUAAUGAGGUAUAUCUGAUACGUAGUACCUGUGAUAUUAUAUAUUAAUAGUAAAGUCAUUUUAUAUAAGGAAAAAUUUUAUUCUUAAGUGGGGUUUUCUAAGUAACUAUAUGUUUACACAAAGUCAUACUGUUAACAUUUAGUCACUUCCAGAGUCAGUGGAGUUGUAUCCUGAAGAGGAUUAAAUUGCAAAGUUGGCACAGCACAUAAAGCAAAAAUGCACUUAAAUUCAGUUCACUUUUAAGGCCUUGUUGGGAAUACCAACCUAUUGUUUGUCAGUUCAUCCAGGACAGUUUUUUUUUUUUCUCUAGUGUUGGAAUAAUUUUUUUUUUUUUUUGAGAUAGAGUCUUGCUGUAUCGCCCAGGCUGGAGUGCAGUGGCCUGAUCUCAGCUCACUGCAGCCUCUGCCUCCUGGGUUCAAGUGAUUCUCCUGUCUCAGCCACCCGAGUAGCUGGGUCUACAGGCACCUGCCACCACAACCGGUGAGUUUUGUUGUUGUUGUUGUUGUUAUUUUUAGCAAAGAAAGAUGAAGUUUCACCAUGUUGGCCAGGCUGGUCUUGAAUUCCUGACCUCAAGUGAUUCACCCUCCUCAGCCUCCCAAAGUGUUGGGAUUACAGGCAUCAUCUACUGUGCCCGGAGCAGAAUAAAUUUUUAAUAUAUAUUUUGAUAGGCUGAUUUUCUUGCAUCUCGAUUUUUCUUGUAUGUCAGUAACUGGAAUCACAGUUACCUUUUGAGCACGGUGCUCACAUUAUGAGAGUUGAGAAAAUUACGGGGAACAAACUCUGGCCUUAUGGUGAUUCUGGUUAGACUUGAGAUCUCUAAAUUGAUAUUUUUAAAUGAGAAUAUAUAAUACACAGACUAAAAUAUACAUUUUAAGGUUAAAAAAAGAGAAACUGUUUACUAAGAAUGUUUAGUAGAUUCAGUUUUCUUAGUGUUUAAUACUAGAAAAUACACAGUAUUGGCUGGGUGCGUGGCUCAUGCCUGUGAUCCCAGCACUUUGGGAGGCCGAGGCAGGCAGAUCACGAGGUCAGGAGAUCGAGACCAUCCUGGUUAACACAGUAAAACCCUGUCUGUACUAAAAAUACAAAAAAUUAGCUGGGCGUGUUGGCGGACACCUGCAGUCCCAGCUACUCGGGAGGCUGAGGCAGGAGAAUGGCAUGAACCCAGGAGGUGGGGCUUGCAGUGAGCCAAGAUCGCACCACUGCACUCCAGCCUGGUCGACAGUGCAAGACUCCGUGUCAAAAAAAAAAAAAAAAAAAGUAUUGAUAGCAUACUUUUAAGAAAUCCAAAUGUCUUUGUAAAAGUAGGUAUUUUUCAUUCUUUCAGUAUCAGUUACUCUUCACUAUGGUUCUUUUUCACAUUUAAAUAGAAUCAAGGAACCUUUUAUCUUUGGUUUAUCUGGUAUUUUUCAGUGUUAGCAAUUUUGAAAUUCUCUAAUUUUUACCACAAACAUUUUUGACUCUUUCAUUCAGCUUAUAAUCUGAAUUGACAGAAAAAUCCAGGGAGAAAAGUUAAAAUACUUCCUAAAGUUAAAAUAUUUGCUUUAUUUAGAUUUCUAGUAUUUCUUAUCAAGGAAAAAAAUACUUUUUCAUUAUCUUAUCGCUUGAUAACCGUUUUUUGUCUCAGCUAAACGGAAGAAAAGUUACCUGGCAGCAUAAGAUAGCUAUGAAGAAUCUUUCCCCCACCAGAAAGAAGUUUAGCAAACUAUUUUACUGAAUAAAUCUAAGACUUCCUCCUUCCCAGUAGUUGCCCACAAUUUUCCUCCAAUAUGAGAUUAUGUCUCUAUUUUGUAAUUCUGCUCAGAAAACCUGUCUUAAAAUCUACACAUAUUAAACUAUAAUAUGUCAUAAAUUUUAAGAAUGUUAUUUAACAGAGGUAAAUUUAUCAUGAAUACCAUAUAUUUAAGGUAGCAAAACAUAAAGAGAGUAAUAACCUCUUUUGAUACUCAACAGCAGACCAGGUAAAGUCCAAACAGUUCUGUCUCAUCAAAAUAAUGAAGGUUGCUUGUCUUUGACCUCUUUUCCUGUUACCUCUUUAAGAGAUAACACACAUAUACAUACGCUUUUGUAGAUGAGACCAUUCUAAAAUUUAUAAAUUGUGUUGUAUAUCUUUGUCUGCCUGAUUAAAAUGGCUUGUCUUAAGGUAACACUGAACUGCUUAGUCUUUCAAUAGGAAUUUAUUUAGCAACUACUUUGUGGUAUUGUUUUGAUAUACUCUAUUUUUGUGUUUCGGCUUUUUCUUAUUUAUUUUAAUUAAAUCAAUAUCAUCCCUCGUAUACACUAUUCUUCUGUGCAGUUGACACUUGAACAAUGUGGGUUUGAACUUUGAGAGUCAAUUUAUAUGCAGAUACUUUUAAAUAAAUAUAUUGCAAAAUAUUUUAGAGAUUUGCAGCAAUUUGAAAAAACUCAUAGAUGAACCAUGUAGCCUAGAAAUAUUUUUAAAAAUUUAGAAAAUGUUAGGUAUGUCAUAAAUGCAUAAAAUAUAUGUACAUCUUAGUUUUAUCAUUUGCUACCAUAAAAUAUACACAAAUCUAUUUAAAAAGUUAAAAUAUCAGAACUUUACCCACACAGAGACGUGACAUGGCACUAUUUACAGUAGAGAGAAAUAUAAACAAACAUAAAGAUGCAGUAUUAACUCAUAACUACAUAAAAUUAACUUUAGUACAUGCUGUGAUAGGUUUUUAGCCACCUCCUGUUUUUACUGUGUUGAACUCAAAUGUUGCGAAUGUCUGCUUAAAACUCAGUGUGAUGCUGACAUCUCCAUGUGAGUAGUUGACCUCUCCACUAAAUACCAUAUUGCAAUAAGAAAUGAUCUCUCGCAGUCCUUGCAUAAUUUUUAAUGUUGUUUAGUGCAAUCUCGCAAACUUCGAAUGAUACCAUAGAACAGAAAUUUAGGAAUCAAUAAGUACAGUACUGUAAAUGUAUUUUCUCUUGCUCAUAAUAACUUCUCUAGCUUACUUUACUGUAAGAAUACAGUAUAUAAUAGACAUACAAAAUAUUUGUUAAUUGACUUUAUGUCAUUGUUAAGACUUCCGGUCAACAGUAGGCUAUUACCAGUUAAUUUUAUGGGGAGUCAAAAAUUACAUUCAGCUUUUCGACUGGGCGGGCUGUCCUCAGUCCCAACCCCUGAAUUGUUCCAGGGUCAGUUGUACAUAGCUCUUCAUGUUUUUAAAAAACACAUUUUUGGCUGGGCAUGGUGGUUCAAGCCUGUAAUCCCAGCACUUUGGGAGGCUGAGGUGGGCAAAUAGCUGGAGCUCAGGAGUUCUCAGGAGUUCAAGAGCAGUCUGGGCAACAUGGCCAAGAUCUUGUCUCUAUUUAAAAAAAAAAAAAAAAAAAAAAAUUGGGCCAGGCGCUGUGGCUUACGCCUGUAAUCCCAGCACUUUGGGAGGCCAAGGUAGGUGGGAUCAUGAGGUCAGGAGAUCGAGGCCAUACUGGCUAACAUGGUGAAACCCUGUCUCUACUAAAAAUACAAAAACUUAGCUGGGCAUGGUGGCACGCACCUGUAGUCCCAGCUACUUAGGAGGCUGAGGCAGGAGAAUCACUUGAACCCAGGAGUUGGAGGUUACAGUGAGCCAAAGUUGUGCCACUGCACUCCAGCCUGGACAACAGAGUAACACUCCGCCUCAAAAAAAAAAAAAAAAAAAUCAGGCCGAGUGUGGUGGCUCACGCCUGUAAUCCCAGCACUCUGGGAGGCCCAGGCAGGCGGAUCACCUGAGGUCAGGAGUUCGAGACCAGCCUGACCAACAUGGUGAAAACUCGUUUCUACUAAAAGUACAAAAAUUAGCCGGACAUGGUGGUGGGCACCUGUAAUCCCAGCUAUUCAGGAGGCUGAGGCAGGAGAAUCGCUUGACCCCGGGAGGCGGAGGUUGCAGUGAGCCAAGAUUGGGCCACCUACUCCAGCCUGGGUGACAAGAGCGAGACUCCGUCUCAAAAAAAAAAAAAAAAAAAAAAAUCAGUGACACAUUUGUAUCUACUCAUGUAACUACCAUGUUUCUCACUCACUGUAGUUAACCUGGUACCUCUACCCAGUCUAUACCGCCCCUCUGUUCCACUGAUCUCAGUUCUAUCACCAAAGAUGAGAUUUUCCUGUUGUUGAACUUAAUAUAACUGGAAUCAUUCAGUGGCUUUUUACACUCAGUAUAAUAUCUGUGAAACUUAAUAUAUUAGAUUCCUAGGGCUGCCAUAACAUCACAACAAAUUUGGUGGAUGGAAACAACAGAAGUUUAUUCUUUCAUUGCUCUGAGGACCAAAAGUCCAAAACUUCUUCAUUAAAUGGGACAUAGACUGAUUAGUAACAAGAUUUACUUGUCUUUCUCCAUGGUUUCAACAGUGAAAAGUAGUUUUAAUGUUGACUGAAAGUUGAUUAGUGCUUAAGACCUGAAAAUGCUUAGGAUUGUUUGCUGUUGGAAGAUACGGCUCUUAUCUACUUUUCUCCAUUAGAGCUCUGGAGUUCUCUUGGGCCUAGAAAGAAGUAAUUUGGAACAGUUAGUGUAGUGUGGGGUAUUAUGAAAACCAAAAUAGAGUAUUAUAAUAAAAUAUAUAAUAAAAACAUACAUAAAAUUACUGGUUUGGGCUCAGUAUAUUUUUUGUCUUUAAAAAGAAGAUGCUAACUCAAGGAAAGGGUAAUAAGGUAUGCUGGAAAGUUUAUUUGCUUAGAAGUUAGGACUGAUUUCUGGUCCUGGCUCUGUCAUUAAUAAUUAUGUCUCUGGAUUCUUAUGGAAGGUUUUUCCAGUUCUUCAUAUGACAGCUUGGUAUUAGCAGUGGUCCUGACAUUUAUAGAUAUUAUCACUUUCUUUCACCUCACUCACUCUUCAUUUCCUUCACAGUAUUAACAGUAACCUUUUCUGUUACAUUUUGUUAACUUUAGAAAUAGUAGAUCAUGUUAGACUAAGUAGAGAUCACAAAAAGAUGAGAUUUAGGAGAAAUCCAUAGAUGUUUUGAACUGUGGAUGAAUAGUUCACCAACUAUUUCCUGUACACAAAAGCCAUGCAAUAUAUGUGAUUAAAUUUGUGCCUUGGUGAAAUAAUAUGUUAUAUGUCACUGUAUGUAUUGUGGGGUCAUUUAUAAAUGGUUACAAUAUUUUAAAGUAGGAAUACCUAGGGUCUGCUUGUCGUUAGUUUUCUGUGAUAGAUAUUCGACAGUGCUUCCUGGCAUUUAGGAAGGGGCAGUGAGAUCUUUUAAUACAUCUAGAGAAGACACUUCCUUAUAUGAUCUUUUCAUUUAUUCAAAUAUAUAUUUAUUACUUCCUCUGUGCCAGGUACUGUGUGGCUGAGCAGCCUAGACUUGAUUCUGUAAAGGAAAUUAAAAAUCCCAGGACCCCCAGACUCCUUAUGCAAAAGGAAAGUUAAUCCUGGAGUCUGAGUCAUGCAACACACUCUUUCAAUUUUGCUCCUGUGGCCCAGGCUGGAGUGCAAUGGCGCGAUCUCGGCUUACUGCAACCUUCGCCUCCCAGGUUCAAGUGAUUCUCCUGCCUCAGCCUUCCGAAUAACUGGGAUUACAGGCGCCCGCCUCCACGCCCAGCUAAUUUUUUGUAUUUUUAGUAGAGAGGGGGUUUCACCGUGUUAGCCAGGAUGGUCUUGAUCUCCUGACCUCGUGAUCCACCUGCCUCGGCCUCCCAUAGUGCUGGGAUUACAGGCAUGAGCCACUGCACCAGGUGAUUUUUAUCUGUUGUGCUUAGCUUUUGAGGAGUUGCUUUUCAGUUUUGAAAUUUAUGAGUGUUAGUUCUGAAAAGUUUUUCUGAAUUGUUUCUAAGAUUCUCUUUUUUCUCUGUUACGUUUCUCUUUUCUGAAACUUGUGUUGGGAUAUUGAACCACACUGAUUCUGUUUUUCCCUUUGUCUCCUAUAUCCUUUAUGUUCUACUUGGAAAAAUUUUCAGCUUCCUUUUCUAAACCUAUUGUAUUUUUUAUUUCUGCUAUCAUAAUUUAAUUUGCUAAAGAUUUUUUUCUGUUUUUUUUUUUGUUUGUUUCUCCAGAUUGUUGUAUUUUGAUAGCAUCCUUUUGCUUUUGAUUAUGGUAUUUUCCUCUUACCUCAUUCAGAAUAUUCUUUUUUUUUUUAAUGUUUUGUUUUCUUCUCUUUGGUCUAUUUUCUUCCUGUCAUUUUUCCCUAUGUAUAUUUUAGUCUCUGUAUUUUAUGUCUAAUGUUUUCUUCAAAUGAAAUUCCUGACAAUUCUUUCAGACUACUUGUAUGUAAUAGAGUAACACUAAAAAAGUACAUUGGAAACUCUGAGCAUGUGGGUGGACUUUGUUGGAUGUCAUCUUAUCUAUUUGAGAUCUGCUCAUUUCCAUAGGGGAAUACCUAAUGUCUGUAUAUUUAGAUUUUUUUAAAGUGGUUAGGUUUCCAAAGAAAUCUGUCAGUGCUUUAUCUGGCUUUCAGAGUUAUGCCCUAUGAGGAAAGAAGACUGAGGAUGAAAGGAGGGUCUAGUCCUAGACAUAUUUCAUUAUGUCAGCUUUCACUUAAUCCUUCUUCUGUUUCAAUGGUAAUCUCUGCCCUCAACCUGUUUUAAUAUGCUUCUUGGUCCAGGGACCCUUUCAUAACCUUUUCUAAGAAAUAAACCUUUUUUUCGUACCAUAAUGGGAAAGGAGACAGUUGCUAGGCUAGAGUCAGGGAGAAAUCUGAGAGUCUAGCUGCUGCUUCAGUAGACUAUGGUCAGUCUUCCUGUUAGCCCUACUUUACCCCUACUCAAUUUUUGAACCUUUGGGGCAUAGCUUAUCUUUGGUAAUUUAGCAUAUUAAUCAGCUUUCCCUAAUAUUUGGCUUUAGAUUAAGCUUCUUUUUUUUUCCACUAAGUUAGCUACCACUGGUUUUGCUGUUAUUUUAAAAUUAGUUUAUUUUACCCAUCUUUUCAAUCUGUUGAAACCUUACAAUCCUCAUCAUCCAGCAUGUUAAUUAUUAUUCUUUGAGUCCUACAUUCAUUUCACAAUUUGACUUUUGUAAGUGUCUUGACUGAAGUGUAAUGAUAGAGCCCUGUGGAAUAUAUUUGAAGACAUUUUAUCAAUUUUACUUUAGUUCUUGGUUAAUAUUAUAAGUUAUGGUUGUUUAUUCCAGCUAUCAGUACCUGCUUGUGCUGUAUUAUUGAGUUUUUAUUUUUUUAUUUUAUUCCUAAGAAUAUUUUCAGGAUAUUUUCCCAUACUAUUUUGCUUAAAAAAAAAUCUAGUGUUGGAUUAGUUAUACUAGCCUACCUAAAAAGAAGAAAUUUAUUGAUAAUAAAAAUUUAACAUCACUUGUAGGGAAAUAAAAUUACCUCUUGGUGUAGCCUUUUUUCUUUUUUUAUGCCUUUAAACCAUCUUACAAAUAAAAACUUCUGGACUUUGAUAUGGACACAUAUUGAUGGAUUAUUAAACUUUUACACUUGAAACUUCUGUGAUUGUUUGAUACAUAUUUUCUAGGAAACGUUUUUCUUCAUGUCCAAAAUUGCUUAUUAGAAACUGUUCUCUUCCAGUAUUGUUUUCCACACAUUGGAGAUGCAUACAUGCCUAAUUCCGACCUGUGAUUAGUUAAGCUCCACAGAAAAAAACUAAAUUUAAAAGUGACUAGAUAUUCUCUGUCUUCUUAUUUGCUCUUCAUUUACUUUUUAACUAUGUUUCUUCUACCUUUUCCAGUUUUUUAUUCAAUUCUCCUUAGUGGAGAAGAUGGAUACAAAGCAGGAGGUGUGAGUAGUUGUUUAUUUUGUCUGCAUCUGUUAAUAUUACACCAUCUUUCCCAUGUAAUAUUCUUGUUUCUUCUUAGUUUAGCCUCCUGAAUUUAUGCAGGCAAUGGGCUUGUUUGGUUUUCCUUUGUAUUACUUAUAAAAUGUAGUUUGUUCUGAUAACGUUCUUAUAAGAUUGAUGAUAUUAAUCUGUAUAUAUGCAUAUUUGUUUCUCUCCUGUUAUAUAUAUGUCCUUUAAAAAUUGGACACCAGAAACUAUGUAGCCUCAUUGUUUUACUCAUCCCCUUCAUUUAUUCAGUCCACUGACAGUAAGUUCCUAAUGUAUGUCAGGCCCUGAGAAAUCAAAUAUUGAUAUUACUUUUUACUACUAGAGUUACUACUUUCACAGGAAAUGUCUGCUGCAUUUUCUUAUUAGAAUUAUUGACAUCUAUAGAAUUAAAAAAUACAUCUUUUGCUUUUUUGUCUCCCAUCCAUAUUGUCAAGUACUGUUUCCUUUUAAAUGUACAUGUGGGGCUGGGCGCUGUGGCUCAUGCCUGUAAUCCCCGCACUUUGGGAGACUGAGGUGGGUGGAUCACUCAAGCCCAGAAGUUUGAGACCAGCCUGGCCAACGUGGUGAAACGUCGUCUGUAUUAAAAAUACAAAAAAAUUAGCUGAGCUUGGUGGCGCACACCUGUAAUCCCAGCUACUUGGGAGGCUGAGGCAUGAGAAUCGCUUGAGCUUUGGAGGCAGAGGUUGCAGUGAGCUGAGAUCAUGCCACUGUACUCCAGCAUGGACAACAGAGCAAGACUCCAUCUCAAAAAAAAAAAAAAAAAAAAAAUCUACAUGUGGUAUUAAAGUAGACUCAGGUUUGAAUUCUGACUCUCCCAUGUAUUAGCUGUGUAACAGAUAAAUCACUUAAUCUUUUUGGGUCUUGAGUUCUCAUCUGAAAAACAUAUUUAAUACCUACUUUAUAGGAUUUAAUUGAGAGAAUUGAGGUGCUAAAAAUGAAGUGAGAGAAUGUACAUACAUGUGUUGUAUAAACUUCUUAAAUUUAAAAAGUUAUAUGAUGGUAGUAUUUUUAUAAGGAUUGCUAUUCACAUAUUUAUCCUUGCACUCUGUUUGAAAUAUAAUUGUAGUUAUCCUUGGGAGCAAGAACUAAUUGUAUCAUGUUGAUCCUUAAACAUUGCAGCUGGUAAAUAGCAAAGACUCCUACUUUUUGGAUUGAAUUUCUUCAGAAAAUGGACUUAGAACAAGUGUUAAGGUGUAUGUGGAAUUUGAUGAUCUUGAAUGGGAUAAACGAGAGUGGGUUAAAGUUUAUGAAGAUUUUUCAACUUUCUUGGUGGAAUACCACUUAAUCUGGGCCAAAAGGAAUGACCCUAGCCAGACUCAGGGAUCAAAGAGCAAACAGAUUCAGUGGCCUGCAUUGACUUUCAAACCUCUGGUUGAAAGAAAUAUACCCAGUUCAGUCACUGCAGUAGAAUUCCUUGUAGAUAAGCAACUGGAUUUUUUAACUGAAGAUAGUGCCUUUCAGCCCUACCAGGACGACAUAGACAGCCUAAACCCAGUUCUCAGGGACAACCCGCAGCUUCAUGAGGAAGUGAAAGUCUGGGUAAAGGAACAAAAGGUUCAGGAGAUUUUUAUGCAAGGUCCUUAUUCCUUAAAUGGAUACAGAGUGAGAGUAUAUAGACAAGACUCUGCCACCCAGUGGUUUACUGGCAUAAUUACUCAUCAUGAUCUCUUCACCCGCACCAUGAUCGUUAUGAAUGAUCAGGUACUAGAACCACAGAAUGUCGAUCCUUCUAUGGUUCAAAUGACCUUUCUAGAUGAUGUUGUUCACUCUUUGUUAAAAGGUGAAAAUAUUGGCAUUACAUCACGACGCAGGUCUCGUGCCAAUCAAAACGUCAACGCUGUUCACAGCCAUUAUACACGUGCCCAAGCAAAUAGUCCCAGACCAGCAAUGAACUCCCAAGCUGCUGUACCAAAACAGAAUACACACCAGCAACAGCAACAAAGAAGUAUCCGUCCAAAUAAGAGGAAGGGCUCAGAUAGCAGUAUACCAGAUGAAGAGAAGAUGAAGGAGGAAAAAUAUGAUUAUAUAUCACGAGGAGAAAAUCCUAAAGGUAAAAACAAACACUUGAUGAAUAAAAGAAGGAAACCUGAGGAGGAUGAAAAGAAACUAAAUAUGAAAAGACUUCGAACUGACAAUGUUUCAGACUUUUCUGAGAGCAGUGACUCAGAAAAUUCAAAUAAGAGAAUAAUAGAUAAUUCCUCAGAACAGAAGCCAGAGAAUGAAUUGAAAAAUAAAAAUACUUCAAAAAUAAAUGGAGAAGAAGGAAAACCCCAUAAUAAUGAGAAGGCAGGAGAAGAGACCCUAAAAAAUAGCCAGCCUCCCUGGGAUCAAAUACAGGAAGAUAAAAAACAUGAAGAAGCAGAGAAGCGGAAGUCUGUUGACACUCAGCUUCAAGAAGAUAUGAUUAUUCAUUCGUCAGAACAGUCCACAGUUUCUGAUCAUAAUUCUAAUGAUUUACUUCCUCAGGAAUGCAAUAUGGAUAAAACACAUACCAUGGAAUUGCUACCAAAGGAGAAGUUUGUAUCCAGACCACCCACACCAAAAUGUGUUAUUGAUAUUACAAAUGACACUAAUUUAGAAAAGGUGGCUCAGGAAAACUCAAGUACCUUUGGCCUUCAGACACUUCAGAAAAUGGAUCCUAAUGUUAGUGAUUCAAAACACUCUAUUGCAAAUGCAAAAUUCUUGGAAACAGCAAAAAAAGAUUCUGACCAGAGCUGGGUCAGUGAUGUAGUUAAAGUGGAUCUAACCCAAUCAAGUGUUACAAAUGCUUCUUCAGGAAAUGAUCACUUGAACAUGGAAAAAGAGAAGUAUGUCUCUUACAUUUCUCCUUUAAGUGCAGUUUCUGUCAUGGAAGAUAAGCUGCAUAAGCGAAGUCCACCUCCAGAGACUAUAAAAUCUAAACUUAAUACUUCAGUAGAUACUCACAAGAUAAAAUCCAGCCCAUCACCUGAAGUUGUUAAACCCAAAAUAACUCAUUCUCCUGAUUCUGUAAAGUCUAAGGCCACUUAUGUGAACAGCCAAGCUACUGGUGAAAGAAGAUUGGCAAAUAAGAUAGAACAUGAGCUAUCAAGAUGCAGUUUUCAUCCAAUUCCUACUCGAAGCAGUACAUUAGAAACUACAAAGAGUCCUCUUAUCAUUGAUAAAAAUGAGCAUUUUACAGUUUACAGAGAUCCUGCACUUAUUGGGUCAGAAACAGGAGCUAAUCAUAUUUCACCUUUCCUAAGCCAGCAUCCUUUUCCUCUUCACUCCUCAUCUCAUAGAACCUGUUUAAAUCCAGGUACCCAUCAUCCUGCCUUAACUCCUGCACCCCAUUUACUAGCCGGAUCAUCUAGUCAAACUCCAUUACCUACCAUUAACACUCAUCCUCUGACUAGUGGUCCACACCAUGCUGUUCAUCACCCUCAUUUACUUCCCACUGUGUUACCUGGAGUGCCUACUGCCUCCUUACUUGGUGGCCACCCACGACUAGAGAGUGCUCAUGCCAGCAGCUUGAGCCACUUAGCGCUAGCACACCAGCAACAACAACAGUUGUUACAGCACCAGUCACCUCAUCUUCUUGGACAAGCCCAUCCUUCUGCUUCAUAUAAUCAGCUUGGACUUUAUCCAAUUAUUUGGCAGUAUCCAAAUGGAACACAUGCAUACUCAGGACUUGGUUUGCCUUCUUCUAAGUGGGUUCACCCAGAAAAUGCAGUUAAUGCUGAAGCUUCAUUAAGGAGGAAUUCUCCCAGUCCUUGGCUACAUCAGCCCACCCCUGUGACCUCAGCAGAUGGUAUUGGAUUACUUAGUCACAUUCCUGUCAGACCUUCCAGUGCAGAGCCUCAUCGGCCUCUUAAAAUUACAGCCCAUUCCAGUCCACCAUUGACAAAAACUUUAGUAGAUCAUCAUAAGGAAGAAUUAGAAAGAAAAGCUUUUAUGGAACCAUUACGGUCUGUUGCAUCCACAUCAGCCAAAAAUGACCUGGAUCUAAAUAGGUCACAGACUGGAAAAGAUUGUCACUUACAUAGGCAUUUUGUGGAUCCAGUAUUAAAUCAGUUACAGAGGCCACCCCAGGAGACUGGAGAGAGGUUAAACAAAUACAAAGAGGAACACCGUCGAAUUCUUCAAGAAAGUAUUGAUGUUGCUCCCUUUACAACUAAAAUCAAGGGACUUGAGGGUGAGAGAGAGAAUUAUUCCAGAGUGGCAUCAUCAUCUUCCAGUCCUAAAAGCCAUAUCAUCAAACAAGAUAUGGAUGUAGAACGCUCAGUAUCAGAUCUUUAUAAAAUGAAGCACUCAGUGCCUCAGAGUUUACCCCAAAGUAACUAUUUCACUACAUUGUCUAAUAGUGUGGUCAAUGAACCACCAAGAUCAUACCCAUCCAAAGAAGUUUCAAAUAUUUACGGUGAUAAACAGAGUAAUGCCCUUGCAGCGGCAGCAGCUAAUCCUCAAACUCUGACUUCAUUUAUAACAUCUCUUUCAAAGCCUCCACCUUUGAUUAAACACCAACCAGAAAGUGAAGGUUUAGUAGGCAAGAUACCAGAACAUCUUCCACAUCAGAUUGCAUCUCACUCAGUAACAACCUUCAGAAAUGAUUGUAGGAGUCCUACCCAUUUGACAGUUUCUUCUACAAAUACACUCCGCAGUAUGCCUGCAUUACAUAGAGCACCAGUAUUUCACCCACCAAUCCAUCACAGCCUGGAAAGAAAGGAAGGCAGCUAUAGUAGUCUUUCCCCUCCAACUUUAACUCCGGUGAUGCCAGUAAAUGCUGGUGGUAAAGUUCAAGAAUCACAGAAGCCUCCAACUCUAAUACCCGAACCAAAAGACUCCCAGGCAAAUUUUAAGAGUUCUUCAGAACAGAGUUUGACGGAGAUGUGGAGACCUAAUAAUAACCUCAGCAAAGAGAAAACUGAAUGGCAUGUGGAGAAAAGCAGCGGAAAGUUACAGGCUGCUAUGGCAUCUGUCAUUGUGCGUCCAUCUUCUAGUACAAAAACUGAUAGUAUGCCAGCAAUGCAGUUAGCUUCUAAAGAUCGUGUUAGUGAAAGAUCUUCAGCUGGGGCACAUAAAACAGAUUGCCUCAAACUAGCAGAAGCCGGAGAAACUGGAAGAAUCAUUUUGCCAAAUGUGAAUUCAGACAGUGUUCACACAAAAUCUGAAAAAAACUUUCAGGCUGUCUCACAGGGCAGUGUUCCCAGUUCAGUCAUGUCUGCUGUAAAUACGAUGUGUAAUACCAAAACGGAUGUAAUCACAUCUGCUGCCGAUACUACCAGUGUUUCCAGCUGGGGUGGUUCAGAAGUAAUUUCCUCUUUAUCAAAUACCAUUUUGGCCUCUACAUCAUCAGAAUGUGUAUCUUCAAAAAGUGUCAGUCAGCCAGUGGCUCAAAAACAAGAAUGCAAGGUCAGCACCACAGCACCAGUUACAUUAGCCAGUAGUAAGACAGGAAGUGUUGUUCAACCCAGUUCUGGGUUCUCAGGCACAACUGAUUUUAUCCAUUUAAAAAAGCACAAGGCAGCAUUGGCUGCAGCUCAGUAUAAAAGUAGUAAUGCCAGUGAGACUGAACCUAAUGCUAUAAAAAAUCAGACACUUUCAGCCUCCCUUCCUCUGGAUAGCACUGUAAUCUGUAGUACAAUUAACAAAGCAAACUCUGUAGGAAAUGGGCAAGCUUCCCAGACAAGUCAACCAAACUACCAUACUAAACUGAAAAAGGCCUGGCUCACCAGACACUCAGAAGAAGAUAAAAAUACUAAUAAAAUGGAAAAUUCAGGGAAUUCUGUAUCAGAAAUUAUUAAGCCAUGUUCUGUCAACUUAAUAGCCUCUACAUCUAGUGAUAUACAAAAUAGUGUAGAUAGUAAGAUCAUAGUUGAUAAAUAUGUAAAAGAUGAUAAAGUCAACAGGAGAAAAGCCAAAAGAACUUAUGAAUCUGGCUCUGAAAGUGGAGACUCAGAUGAAAGUGAAAGCAAGUCAGAGCAAAGGACUAAAAGACAACCUAAGCCAACUUACAAAAAGAAGCAAAAUGAUUUGCAAAAGAGAAAAGGUGAAAUAGAAGAAGAUUUGAAACCCAAUGGAGUUCUCAGCAGGAGUGCCAAAGAAAGAAGUAAACUGAAGUUGCAAAGCAACAGUAAUACUGGCAUUCCUCGUUCAGUAUUGAAAGAUUGGCGUAAAGUCAAGAAGCUGAAGCAAACUGGGGAAUCCUUUUUACAGGAUGACUCCUGCUGUGAGAUAGGGCCUAAUUUACAAAAGUGUCGAGAAUGUAGACUUAUUCGCAGUAAAAAAGGAGAAGAACCAGCUCACUCACCAGUAUUUUGUAGAUUUUACUACUUUAGACGGUUGUCAUUUAGUAAAAACGGAGUAGUUAGAAUAGAUGGUUUCUCUUCUCCUGACCAAUAUGAUGAUGAAGCUAUGAGUUUGUGGACACAUGAAAAUUUUGAAGAUGAUGAACUAGAUAUAGAGACUUCUAAAUAUAUCUUGGAUAUAAUAGGUGAUAAGUUCUGUCAAUUAGUAACAUCUGAAAAAACAGCUUUGUCCUGGGUGAAAAAGGAUGCCAAAAUUGCCUGGAAAAGAGCAGUGAGAGGAGUCCGGGAGAUGUGUGAUGCAUGUGAAGCAACAUUGUUUAACAUUCACUGGGUCUGCCAAAAAUGUGGAUUUGUGGUCUGCUUAGAUUGUUACAAGGCAAAGGAAAGGAAGAGUUCUAGAGAUAAAGAACUAUAUGCUUGGAUGAAGUGUGUGAAGGGACAGCCUCAUGAUCACAAACAUUUAAUGCCAACCCAAAUUAUACCUGGUUCUGUUUUGACAGAUCUUCUAGAUGCCAUGCACACUCUUAGGGAAAAAUAUGGUAUUAAAUCCCAUUGUCAUUGUACUAACAAACAGAAUUUACAAGUUGGAAAUUUUCCUACAAUGAAUGGUGUAUCUCAAGUUUUACAGAAUGUUCUUAAUCACAGUAAUAAAAUUUCUCUGUGCAUGCCUGAGUCUCAGCAGCAAAAUACUCCUCCGAAGUCUGAGAAAAAUGGUGGCAGCAGCCCAGAGAGUGAUGUAGGCACAGAUAACAAGUUAACUCCUCCAGAAUCCCAGUCACCACUGCACUGGUUAGCAGAUCUUGCAGAGCAAAAAGCCAGAGAGGAAAAAAAAGAAAACAAAGAACUUACCCUUGAAAACCAAAUUAAAGAAGAAAGAGAACAAGACAACUCUGAAUCUCCAAAUGGCAGAACAUCACCUCUUGUGUCCCAGAAUAAUGAACAAGGCUCAACCUUACGGGAUUUGCUGACUACAACAGCUGGAAAGCUACGUGUGGGGUCUACAGAUGCUGGCAUUGCCUUUGCCCCAGUAUAUUCAAUGGGAGCCCCAAGUAGCAAAAGUGGACGGACUAUGCCUAACAUUCUUGAUGACAUAAUUGCUUCAGUUGUUGAAAACAAAAUUCCACCAAGUAAAACCUCCAAGAUAAAUGUAAAACCAGAGCUUAAAGAAGAGCCUGAAGAAAGCAUAAUAUCUGCAGUGGAUGAAAAUAAUAAAUUAUACAGUGAUAUACCACAUUCUUGGAUCUGUGAGAAGCAUAUUUUAUGGCUUAAGGAUUAUAAGAAUAGCAGUAAUUGGAAGCUUUUCAAAGAAUGUUGGAAACAAGGACAGCCUGCAGUGGUUUCUGGUGUGCAUAAGAAAAUGAACAUUAGCCUAUGGAAGGCGGAAUCAAUUAGUCUUGAUUUUGGAGACCACCAAGCUGAUCUCCUGAACUGCAAAGAUAGCAUCAUUUCAAAUGCCAAUGUUAAGGAAUUCUGGGAUGGUUUUGAAGAAGUUUCAAAACGGCAGAAAAACAAGAGUGGAGAAACAGUUGUUUUAAAAUUGAAAGACUGGCCUUCAGGAGAAGACUUCAAGACUAUGAUGCCAGCAAGAUACGAAGAUCUUUUAAAAAGUCUGCCAUUGCCAGAAUAUUGUAAUCCAGAAGGAAAAUUCAAUUUGGCCUCUCAUUUGCCAGGAUUUUUUGUACGUCCUGAUCUAGGACCCAGGUUGUGCAGUGCCUAUGGUGUAGUUGCUGCUAAAGAUCAUGAUAUAGGAACAACAAAUCUCCAUAUUGAAGUUUCUGAUGUUGUAAAUAUACUAGUUUAUGUUGGCAUAGCAAAAGGAAAUGGCAUUCUCUCAAAAGCAGGAAUUCUCAAGAAAUUUGAGGAAGAAGAUUUGGAUGACAUUUUAAGGAAAAGAUUGAAGGACUCAAGUGAAAUACCUGGUGCUCUGUGGCAUAUUUAUGCUGGGAAAGAUGUUGACAAGAUAAGGGAAUUUCUUCAAAAGAUUUCAAAAGAACAAGGCCUUGAAGUUCUACCAGAACAUGAUCCAAUACGUGACCAAAGUUGGUAUGUGAACAAAAAGCUCCGUCAAAGGCUGCUUGAAGAAUAUGGAGUCAGAACCUGUACUCUUAUUCAGUUCCUUGGUGAUGCUAUUGUUUUGCCAGCGGGAGCACUUCAUCAGGUUCAGAAUUUUCACAGCUGUAUUCAGGUAACUGAAGAUUUUGUGUCUCCAGAACAUCUUGUAGAGUCAUUUCAUUUAACACAGGAACUGAGACUUUUGAAGGAAGAAAUCAAUUAUGAUGAUAAACUACAGGUUAAAAAUAUUUUGUAUCAUGCAGUCAAAGAAAUGGUGAGAGCCUUGAAGAUACACGAGGAUGAAGUAGAGGAUAUGGAAGAAAAUUAAGUGUGAUCCAGUUUGAUAUUUUUAGGUUGUUGAACUGGGAUUACUUAACCUUGAAUGAUGAUAUGUAUGCACACUGACUUUAAGCUUCAUAAAACCAUCAGUGCCAAGAAAUUCUCUUUGUAGUAAUUACUUGUUACUGACACCACAGCAGUAUAGCAUAUGUCACAGCUCCUGUGAUUCAAUGUUAUAAAACAAGCAGAAUUUUAAAAGCAGCACUAUAUAGCUGUUUUGUAUUAUAGUGUAUAUGAUGUUUGUGAAAAUGCCAGAUUUAAAAUGAUGUAUUUAUUUUUGGUAAAAAAUAAAAAAUUCUAUGCUAUAUUGUUGAUCAAGUGUAAAUGUGACCUUGUACAGUUUACUAAAAUUACUGAUAUUUUUCACUACAUUGAGACAGUUACUGUGAGAAUAGGACACAAACACCAGCUAUUGCCUGCAUCUGGGAAAUUGCUGAAUCGCACAGCAGUCAUGUCAUAAUCAGAAAAUUACUGCCAAAUAAUUGUAAAAUUUGUAAAGUAUAAAGUAUAUAAAGUAGAUACUAAAUACAGACACUUCAAUAUUUUGUUGAAGCUAUUGACUGUACAAUUAAACAUUUUCAAAAGGUGUAAUUUAUUUAAAAUUGUCUCAUUUUGGUAAAAUUUAUGUGAACUUUUAAAGCUAAAUAUUAAACUUAAUAUGCUAUGUAAAUAUAUACAUAUAUACAUUUAAUGAUGUAUUUUUUUAAAACAUUGGCUUGCUUUUGUUAAAGUGCAAGUGUUACAUAUGGCUUUGUACAUUAAAGUUGAAAGGGGUUUUACAUUUUCCAUUAAAAGGACUUUAUCAAAAA